This is a messenger RNA of Cataglyphis hispanica, 4907 nucleotides long. RefSeq names its product serine-rich adhesin for platelets-like. NCBI's taxonomy places the organism in Eukaryota, Metazoa, Arthropoda, Insecta, Hymenoptera, Formicidae. The record is from RefSeq and is a predicted model, not a curated record. The transcript has 4 exons. The coding region runs from base 465 to 3839 and encodes 1124 amino acids.
CGAGCGCGUGUGCACGCCGAGAACCCUCUUCCUCUUCUCUCUCUCUGCUAUAAACCUUCUUCAACCUGGGCACGACUUGUCGAGUCAGCCAGUCAGCCGUGCACCAUUGUCGAAAGAUCGUCCGGGUAGCCGACACUCUUCGCUUCGCGAUCUCUUCCGUUCUCUCUUCCGUUUUUCAAAUAUCUGGCGAUCCGUCAGAUUUUACAGUUUAAUUCGAGCAUCUAUCUAUAUUUUUUUUUUUUUAUCAUUCUGUCGCUUCUUUCUCGCGAACGUUUGGUGUCUCUUCUUUUCCGCCCAGUAGUUGACGCGCGGGUUCGUAUUAGUGGGUGCGCCGAAAAAAAAGUUUGUCUCGCGUCUCUUCGCGGUCGUCCGGGGGUGCGUGUGUGUGUUAUCAUAUAUGAAGAUCACCGCGUUAGCGGUGAUUCGAUGUGUCGUUGAGCAGUUAAUUGAGAUAUAGUGCGAAGAUGCGGAUGCAGAUAUUGAAGAUUGUGGUGGUCCUGCUUGUCGCGGGAUCGGGGGAUGCCAGACCUCAGAAAAGUGGCGACAUAAAUUCGGCAACGCAAGCGGAAAGGGGCGACGCGGAAUGGAAAGAUGUUCAAGCCCGGAACAAGACGCACGAUACAAUUCGGGACGAUAGCAGUGAGCAGCUAAAUGUCACUCACCGUGACUUGAAGGAUCUGCAAUAUAUGGAUCAAUCCUUGAGAACCGUCGCCACUCAACUUCUCAACGUUACGAAUCCGCAGGACGUGAUAAAAGUGCAUAACAAAGAGUUCACCAAGGUAGAACAUGGCAUCGCGACGACGCUGAAAUCCUCGGAAAAAAACGACACAUCAUCGUUGACAAGAGAAAUUACUUCAGAAACCGGUCACUCGGAGUCCACUGGCUUAACUUUCGGCAGGCCGAUAAAUUCCAAGUUCAGUUACUUCGAGAGUAGCCAUCCUGGCCAGGCAAUGGCGAUAACGGAAGAGGAGCUCGAGCGGGAGAUGAGCUCUACGAGACUGAUGACCGCUUAUAAGAAUCAUCCGACAACUACCGGUGGUAUUUCCACGUGGAUCCUGCUGAAUCCGCCGUCCACAACUGUAAAGAGCGCGGAGGUUGAAAAAGUGAAGCUACAACAACCUUUCCAGACGGAAGUACGACUGACAGUCAGACCAAGUUCGUCGAUCGACAGAGUGGAAACAGUCUCACAGCCUAAUAAGACAGUAGAGAAGAGCACGUCGCAAUUGACCCCCGUGAUAACCACGGAGAAGGUAACCGUGAUCACGAAAAAACCGACUACAACAGCCAUGAAGAAGAUCACAACUACUCUAAGACCGGAGAAAGGCACUCCGGAUUCGGAGAAGUUAGAAUCCUCUUCGGGUGUGACUUUAAAAGUUCGCACCACAACUGUAAGCACCUUGACGAGCGAAGGAAUAGCUUCUUCAACAAUCAUUUCUACGACGAAGAAGAGUCAAGGAACGCGAACCACUUCUAAACCAAAGAUUACUACGCCGAGAACGACAAAGCCGACGAGAUCAGGUCAGCAAGGUAGACCAAAGCCUACCACGACAAGAAGAACCACGAUCAAACUCGAAACAACGAAAAACGAUUCUUCCGCGUCGACCGGUAAGAUUGAGAAGGUGACCUUCAAACCUGUUCAAAUCAUCACGACUCCGCAAAACAAACAGGAGAGUACAGAAAAACCGAUAUUUGUCACUAAGAUAAAAGCUUCGGUGCUCAUGGACAAUCAGAAAGCCCCAACCACUUUACUUCCGACAUCGGUAGCAACCACCCCAAGUUUCGAUAUCACGUCUAAAGAGGUUUUGUCCGGCGUCGACCUCGUGGAAGUACCAGUGAGAUCGAAGCCAACUGGCACGAAGGUGAAUAACGUAUUGAAAGUGCAGUUGAAAAAGCCUGUGGACGAGGCUACGCAAAUCGAAAUAGAGCCGAUUAAAGUGAACGCGCCGGUCCUGAAAAUCGAGAAGAUCGACAAAGACAAGAUGGAGCAGAUCGUGGAGAAGGAUACAAAUAAUCUGAGUAACUCCAAGAUAGACUUACAAUUCGACUUUAAUCCCGAACUGACGAAGAUUAACGUAGAAACGCAAACGGAAGUGACAUCGACAACGACGACCGCGACGACAGCGUCGACCACGACUAAACGUCCGAGACACAGUUCGAAGAGGAAGAAGAACAAAGUUCGCAGACGCAAGCCAGCCACGACUUCGGUAGCGCCAAGUUCGACGACAGUCGCGACCAUCGUCUCCUCUUUGAUGGAGACCAGCGAGGGUAUCACGGACGCCAGCUUCUUAGAUAACGCGAUCCAGGAAUCAAAGAUCGCACCCGAGACAAAGAUUACAGCAAACGCGACGAAGAACAAGAAGAAACAGCCACCGAAAGCGAUCGGCACUCAAAUCUACAACUUCCUCAGUCGCGAGGUGAUGCCUAGCUUCGGCGUGAUGUCGCUGGUGGGUCUGGGUCUCGGUUUAGCCUCAUACUUCCUGUAUCCCUUCGGCGGUACCAUCGCCCGAAGGAACUAUGACAUAGAGCAAAAUUACAAAUAUAAUCCGGACGAGUACGGCGGUAAUUACGGACAGAGCGAGGAGGAGGUGUUAUCCAAGGUGUUUCAAGGUAUGACGAAUCACGAAAGCAAGUACCCGGGGAUGAAUAAUGCCAAUAGUAAUUAUUAUCAUUACCAGCAUUACGACGGUGCAUAUGAUGCACAGACGACGAAGAAGACCGACGCGAGAUAUCCAUCGAUAUCCACGUCGUCCGUUUAUAAAACGAUAGAGAACACCCAGCCAGCAGUUAAGUAUCGGAACACGGACUUUAGAUAUAGCGAUAUUCAAACCACUCCGGUUUAUUACGAUCACAAGCAUUCGGCAGAAAUCGCGGGAUCGGCGAAUCGACAGUUUGUAGUCGGUAACGUACCCAAAGAAUAUCCUUUUGACGUGAAAGCGGCCGCCUUGCCGAUAAACAGCAAGAACGGCGUUAAUUACGUAUCAACCGAGAUCGGGCAAACGCAGUUCGAGAGGGACAUCGCGCAAGGUUUCAACUUCCCACCGAACUCAGCUGAUGUGCACAAUUACGGUCACCUGUCAGAAGCGUCAACUGUCAGAUCGGACGAUGGAUAUGAAGAGAUUGAGAUAACGCCGACCGCGGUAGCCGUCGAACAUGGACCGCGAUCUCUCAAGGUCAAACGCGCCAUUGGUACCAGCGAAAGUGACCGACACUCGAGGCCGAAGAGAGAGUCGGUAAUACAGGUGAUACCGUCGAAACACGAAUUGGAAGAGGAGCGCGAAGAAGCGGAGAAGGAAGAGGACUUGAGCAACGAGAUUCUAGACAUUAUCGACUCGGCACUACCUGGUGGAGAGCAACUAAAGACGAAGAAUAAUAGCGAGGACAACGAAGUAGAAGAUUUCGAGGGGCAGAGGAGGAAACAGCAGGAGGAAGCUAAUACACGAGUAAAGGAAUCAACCAUGAAGACUCUUAUCACCAUAAAAAAUAUAGAAAACGCAAAAACGACGAAUUUCCCCGAAAGCGCGUCAUCUAUUCCCAAGAUCGUCGAGCAAGCAAAUGACGGUGGUUCAAGUAUCUCUUCGGAAACUUCUUCUGAUCGAGAUACUACAGAGACAAACUCCGCGAGCACGACAUCGAAUCCGAAAAAUUCUGAAGCGAUAACUGUCGAAUGGUUCGAGAGCUCGACCACGAAGAAGCCGCCAGAAGGCUUUAGCCUUUUCAAUUUCGUCAAGAAAGUGGCCGAGAUCAAGUUCAGGCUGGGCUUGACGAUCCUCAAGCACGCCAGCGAAGGAUUCGCGCGAUAUCUAGGUCACGUGCAAAAGAGGAUCAACGGCGAGGAAUGAGGGUGAUCGGGCAUAACAAACUGAAGAAGCAGCGAUAAAUUGACUGGCGAUAAAAGCUUUCGCGCUUUAAUUUUUACGUUUCGAUCGCGUUCUCCAAUCUACCCUACGCGGCGUGCGUUUGCUUCAAACGUUAUUCGCGAAGAACCUCGUAAAGAAGAAGCAGCGCACAUCUUUCCCGACAUCUUCACGGUCGAUUCGAGACGCGAUUUCACGGACGAUCAUUUUUAUCUGUUUGUAUCGCCGAUAAAUGAUCGUCCUUUCACUUAGAAAGCUAAAACGAUGAAGAGAAACACAAACUACUGUUACAUCGGUUAACGCGUGGCGUCUUCCUCUUCAAAGUAUGGGAUUUUUCGCCAGGAUCGAUGCUCGACGCGCGAGAGAUCGACGACAAUGUACUUCAGUUUUACGUUUAAAUGUUUGAUUAAUUUGACGAGCUUUAAUAUCGGUUUUCGGAUCCUCGCGCGCGAAUGCACGACACGCAACAUGACGAGAUUUUAAUACACUUCUUCAGACUCAAAAGUAGCGCGGCAGUUUGGUGGAGGGGUUUCGAUAAAUUUCUUCCUUCCAGAAAAUCGCAAUUAAAUUUUUAUUGAAGAUCCUUGUAUCUCUUCACAUAAUUUACUAAUUUGGUAUGCGUGCUGCUCUCAUUUUGUCUCGCCAAAGAGCGAGAAGAAACGUACGGAGCCGAUUAUUAGGCAACUUAUACUGUAAAGUACGCUAUAUAUAAAUAAAAAUAAAUAACUCAAACAAAUAUAUAAAUGAAUAAAUAAAUAAGUAACUCUCUAUGUAAUACCCUGAUAUGAAUUAUGUAAAUAAAUAUUGGAGAUUGUAAACGCUCUUGUUUCUCUCUCUACGUUACGCUAUACAAAAAAAAACAUGUCAUACUAAAACAUUUAUUUCUAACGGAACAGGUUUUACUGUGAAUUAUUUCAAAUCGUAUUUCAAUGAAAAAACUGAACGCGAAGUUCCUUAAACAAUUCGUUCUUCAACAAAUGCAAACUCGACAAUUUACGCGCAAUGAUAUAAUUAAACAAAUAAAUUUUGCAAAUGAAUAUUGACGCGCUUGUU